Molecule: messenger RNA, 1269 nt
Organism: Colletotrichum graminicola M1.001
Lineage: Eukaryota; Fungi; Ascomycota; Sordariomycetes; Glomerellales; Glomerellaceae
Product: GPI transamidase subunit PIG-U
Exons: 3
Coding region: 1-1269 (422 amino acids)
Biological process (GO): protein localization to cell surface; attachment of GPI anchor to protein
Cellular component (GO): GPI-anchor transamidase complex; membrane
Source: RefSeq, a predicted model, not a curated record
AUGACUCAGGGAGGCAACAAGACGGGUGUCUACGCCGCCGCCGCGGCGCUGCGUCUACUACUCUUUGUUGCGUUCCCCGGUCUGCCUGAUCUGCUGACUGGCCGCGUCGAGAUCUCGACCCCCGUGACAAGCUUCAAGCGACUACAAGAAGGCCUCUUCCUCUACAAUCACAACGUCUCUCCCUACGACGGCGGCGUCUACCACCAAGCGCCCCUCUUCCUCCCCCUCUUCUCGCUGCUCCCCGAUCCGAAGUCGCUCCCCAUCUUCACACAUCUCCUCUAUGUCCUCUUCGACAUCCUGAGCGCAGAUGCCCUCUCUCGAAUUGCCGACUCUGGCGAGGCUGGGUCCUCGCGCCUCUUCACCUCCCCGCGCCGCGGCAAGAGGUGGAGUGGCCUCGUCGUCGCAUCGCUCUUCCUCUUCAACCCAUUCACAAUAGCAACAUGUGUCGGCCGCUCCACUUCCGUCUUCUCGACAUGCGCCAUCCUCCACGCUGUUGCCAAGGCCAUCUCCGGUGCGCCCCUCGGCGCAAUGGUCGCCCUCUCCUUUGCGACCUACCUCUCCAUGUACCCUCUGCUCCUUCUGCCGCCCCUCGUGCUCCUUGCAUACGACCGCCAGGAUCCUUCACGUCGCGUCGCUUCUACCGCGCGCUUUGCCCUGACCAAGGUCGCCGUCGUGGCCGCCGUUCUCGCCGCCCUGUUCCUCAUGUCCUUCCUCCUGACGGGCGGCUCCUGGGAGUUCCUGUCCAGCACCUACGGCGCCCAGCUGACGCUCAACGACCUGACGCCCAACGUGGGGCUGUGGUGGUACUUCUUCGUUGAAAUGUUCGACUCGUUCCGCCCCUUCUUCCUCGCCGUCUUCUGGCUCCACCUCUCGAGCUACGUCGGCCCCCUGACCGUCCGCAUCCGCUCCCAGCCACUGGUGGUCAUCACCCUCCUGCUCGGCAUCUUCUCCAUCUUCAAGCCGUACCCCUCCAUCGCCGACACGAGCCUGUUCCUGGCGAUGCUGUCGCUCUUCCGCCACGUCUUCCCCCUCAUGCGCUACACCUUCGUCGGCGCCGCCACCAUCAUGUACGCCUCGUUUCUCGGCCCGGCCUUCUACCACCUGUGGAUCUACGCCGGCAGCGGCAACGCCAACUUCUUCUACGCCAUCACCCUCGUGUGGAGCCUGGGCCAGAGCUUGCUCGUCAGCGACCUGACGUUUGCGGUGCUGCGCGACGAGUGGGAAGUCGAGCGGCCCGAGAUGGUCGGGAAGGAGAUCCGGCAGAUCUAA